AAUUAUCCCUAAUAUUAUAUUUAUACAUCUAUAUACUCUAGUGUGAUUUCAAAUAUAUCCCAUUAAUAUUGCCUGGCGAAAUAUAAUACCGACAAUUACAGCUCGAUUUUCGUUAAGCCGGCCACCGGAUCACGAGAGCCGGCCAAUAGCUAGACCUCUUUACACAUUAAUAUUUCGACAUAUGUAGACUGUUUUUCCUCUAUAUAACCCUAAUGUUCUCUCCUUACUCUCUCAUACCAAUCCCUUAAGCCUUAUAAAUUAGCAUUCCUAAUUAAGUUUCCCUUUCAAAAUAAUUGACAUUUCAUUCCGUUUUUAAUCUGAUUUCCCACCUCUCACUCUCCAUUCAACCUUACCAGAAGCUGCACGAGGGCCGUUGAAACCACUUACAUCGCCAUGAGGCAAGCGGGGACUUACUCAGGGAUACUAUGUGGUGGCAUAUCGGGGAAGACGGGGCCUCACCUGUUGCCGCUGGCAAGGAUCAAGAAGAUCAUGAAGCGGUCGAGUGGCAACGGAGGUGAGGAGGUGAAGAUGAUAAGCGGGGAGGCCCCGAUCGUGUUCUCAAAGGCGUGUGAGCUGUUCAUCGAGGAGCUGACGAGGAGGUCAUGGAUAAUGACCGUUCAAGGGAAGCGGAGGACGAUCCACAAGGACGAUGUAGCUUCGGCCGUCGUGGCAACUGACUUGUUCGACUUCCUGGUCAACUUGGUCGACGGCUCUGGUCGUGUUGGCAUGGCUAGCGGCAAAGGUGAUGAAGGCGAUCAUGAUCUUGUUGUGCAUGAUCAGACGAUGAGCAUGGCGACGAGGACCACGAGUCUGGUACCAAGAAACUAAAUAAAUGGCAUGUGAAGCCAUGCUAGAUCAUAUUUCAAGACCCACAAGGACUGCAGCUCAUGCCAGGACCAACGACCCCCAAUUGAUGAGCUUGAGAAGAGAUUUGGAAAAAUUAGAACAAGAUUAUAUCUAGUUCAAUUCGAGACUCUAUAAUUAACAAUUCUAACACUAUUAUUUUGCUUUGCUUAAUUAUCUUUGUCUUUUUCUCUAAAUAUGGUACUACAAGUUACUUGGACGGACAUAAUUUUGUGAAUUCCAGACGAAAAUUGGAUUUAUCACCAAACAUUUAAUUGAUAACUUUCUUUAGUCCCUCAUAACAC
Punica granatum (pomegranate) is the source of this 1148-nucleotide messenger RNA. NCBI's taxonomy places the organism in Eukaryota, Viridiplantae, Streptophyta, Magnoliopsida, Myrtales, Lythraceae. The record is from RefSeq and is a predicted model, not a curated record.